This is a messenger RNA of Radiomyces spectabilis, 946 nucleotides long. RefSeq lists its product as uncharacterized. The record is from RefSeq and is a predicted model, not a curated record. Lineage: Eukaryota; Fungi; Mucoromycota; Mucoromycetes; Mucorales; Radiomycetaceae. The transcript has a single exon. Bases 125 to 613 code for a protein of 162 amino acids.
AUUUUUCGUCAAUUUGUGCAAUGCGGAUGAAAUAAGCAUUGAUUGCAUUUAAAUUUGAUUUUUUUUAUCUCAUGACAAUUGCCUGGUGACAAGUGACACAUUUGACAAAAAGAGCUUCUUUGCCAUGGAGAACAUUUGUCUAUUAUGCCUUUUCGCUUCACACAUUCAUGUAAACUUUUUUCCUCAACGUCAUUUUCACCCGCUUAUUCCCCUAAGCUAUCCUUUCCGCAAACUCUGGGAAAAUCAAGCGCUUCCGCUGUUACAGUAUCCUGUGAUCCAUUUUUGGAGUCGCGAUCCGAUUCGUUCUUAUGUUAGCCAGCGUUGGCGGUUACACUCUUUUGUGCUGAUAUACAGACCGCAACGGUAUCUUCGAAUGGUUAUUGCGCGCACUUCCUUGAGCUGCCAGCUGUACCAAAUUUUUUGCUAUCAUACUGCGCUUUGUCCCACCAAUUUCCGGAUUUAUAAAAAAAAAGAAACCUUUUUACUGACAAACCUGACUGGCAGCGUCCAUUCAAGGGCGGGCAGACAUUGUAUACAGCAAAAAUUGCAACAAAAAUUUGACAGACUGGUAAUAGUUGGCGCGAACAACAUGAUAAUUGCACGAGGCAUAUGAGGACUAUCGAUACGUGCUAACCUCUGUGCCUUAUUUUUUCACACUCGUGCUCGCUGGAUCUUUUCGAUGAAAGAAACAAAAGGGAUAUGCAAUAGUAUCAGUCGGUUAUCUGAAAGCAAAUGUAUGCGUCACCAGUUAAGAGCAAUAACCGCAAUAAAACGGAUCAAAAUGUCACUGGCCGUUUUUCAUAUUAGCUCUUUUUGUUACGGUACAUACAGAUUUAGGAUGCCAAAAUUCUGCAUUGAAUAACAUGCAUUGAAUGAAUGAAAUGCAUUGAAAUUCUGUGACACAUCCCAGAGGGCUCAUCACAUGACGAAAUUAAGAAAACAGCGU